AUGACCGACGAACAGGAGCGGCAAUCCGACGAUACUCCAGAGAAUGAGCAGAGAAACGAGACACAAACUCCAACACGACCCAGCGGAUUAUCACAGGUCGAAAAAGACGCGCGCCUACGUGCCUUGCAAAACAGAAUAUACCCGACGCCACACCACACCUCAUUGCUUUUGAUGAUUCUUCACAAACUUGGCUGGGAUGUCGACAAAAGCGAAGCACUCUUUCGUUUCUGGGAGGCAAUUCAGAGAAAUCGACCUAAAGACGAUGGCGAGCUAACCGAAUGGGAGUUCGACGCCACUUCUGAAGAUAAAGAAGACAUAGCAGACACCGAGAGCGACCUCAAAAUCCUUAGAUUGUCAAACAAAGAUGUUCUAGGCCCAAAAUACCCUGGAGGCUUCACAUUGCUACAGCAUGUGCAGGAUAAUUCGCUCGACGAAAUCUUUGUCCCGGCUAGUUUCAAAUUUGACGAAUACGCGCUCGUCUACACAGGCAAUGCUGACCUCGAACGUCGCAGUGCGGUCAUUGUCUUUACCAACGCUGUCCUCGACACUUUCGAUGUACUGUUGUCGCGUGGUGAGGCAGUCUUAGUUCUAGCAGGACUUGCCAGCUGGGACCUCGAAGGGGCUUUGGUAUUUUAUCAAGACAGGGAAUUGCUAUCCGCAGUAUUGUCUGAGUAUUUCGACCGUAUGCGUCCAUCACCCGACCUCUGCACAUCGGAAAGCGAGGCGCAGUCUGAACGAGAUCAACGACUAGCGCUGUUCAUAACAUACACGGGGUUUCCAAGCUGGUAUAGUGCUAAAGAACAUCUUUCCGUCCACGACGAUAAUCUGGUCAAAGCUUUGGCAGCUUGGCAUCGAGAUGGUAUCGAGCCACGCAAGCACCCCAAGGACAAAGAAGGUACUCGUAAGGCAGGUAUAGGGAUGCGAAUUGACUUCGAUGGGAAACACGCUUCAUUACCAGAUCCUGAAUCAUGCUACUGUCGAGUUGAGAACGACGACGAUGAUAUGUGGGAUCCAGAGACGGAGCAGUUCAUGGACGAGGACACCAGAGCCAAAACCGACAUCUCCUCCUUUAGUAAGACGACCACUGGUUCAUGGAGCUUCCCACACUUUGGCGGUAUCAAGAAGCGAGUCAAAGGCCCUAACGGAAAGCUGCGAGUUCGUCGACCUGGAGGUGUCAUCAACUACAAUGUGCAGCCCGCGAAACUCGGAGUGCCAGACUGGACAAAGUUUCGAUUCGAGUAUAUUCAGAAAGGAAGAUAUUUCUGGAAGCCAUUUAAGAACAAUCGAUACCUUCUGGCCGAUGCUGGCGAGAACAGAACAAUCGCAGAAGGUGGCACACGAAAGGCAAAUGAGAGGCGAACCAGGAUGUUCGACUGGAGCAACAAGGACGAUAUCCAACACGUCAGAAGAUGGCACACUCAGAAAACUACAAGAGUCACGCAGACUGUCCUCCGAGAAGCUGGUCAACGACUAUCAAUCGAAGAGCAGAAAUUUCUCAAAGAGCUCCUCGAUGACUCCUUCGCGCGCCACAAAGAGGCCCGUCCUGGCCAGUCCCAGAUCAGAAUUUCACGCUCAUUCGCCGUCACAGACACACUCAAAGAUGAGUGGAGCAAGAAGUGGAACGCGCGCUUCGCUGGCAAGACCGUUCCAUCUGAAGUCGAGCCGAGACGUGAGCGGAAUGGACAGAACCUUUACAACCUGAUCAAGAGGUGGGAGAAACUGUGCCAUGAGUAUGGUUGGACUUUUGACAAGACUGGCACUCCGACUGUGUAUGAUACGGUGAACUGGCCUUGGGAGGUUAACAACGAGGAGGAGGCAGAAGGGUCGUCGGGUGAAGAGAGUGAAGCAAUGGAUAUUAGUGAGUGA
Molecule: messenger RNA, 1866 nt
Organism: Lithohypha guttulata
Lineage: Eukaryota; Fungi; Ascomycota; Eurotiomycetes; Chaetothyriales; Trichomeriaceae
Exons: 1
Coding region: 1-1866 (621 amino acids)
Source: RefSeq, a predicted model, not a curated record